UCACAGUAACCCUGGUUGGAGUGGUUUGAAGCUUGCGCUUAUUUGCGCAAAGGAUUAAUUAAUUUCAACAAACAGACAUUUAAUUGAUUUGUAGAUCGUUUUUCAAUCCACUCGAGCCAACUAAGCAACCGAACGCGGGGUACGGGCAUUAGUUUUUCCCCCUGUUUUUUUCCAGUUGGAAAACGAUUCAUCUGUACCGCCGGUACGCUGCAGUGGUAUUGGUGCGCAGGGCCAAUUGUUCUCCGGCGGCGGCUACGGUUGUCAAGGUGGUGUGCGAGGAUACGGCUCUAGCGUCCUUGCGUAUAGGUGCACGGUGUUUGUGUGUCCGUGCUUCGUUUAAAUGCCCUACAGGGAAAGCAGCGCCAUCAACGGCCAUCAGCUGGAAUUAGAGCGGCGCACAAAACCCAAACCCAAAACCGCAGCAUCAUCAUCAUCAUCAACACACACAUCGCUCGUCGGGCCCGUUGCUUGGUGUGGCGGUUGCGUGGUCGUCGUCCUUCGUCCGCGUCGAGAGAUUUCGUCCGUGUUUGUUGUUCCGAUUUCGCUUGGUCGUACGCAGAAUAAUGGCCGCUUCGGGAGCGUGGUGUUGAUGGUUUCUCGUGGUACGUGAAGCUCCGGUGGCGGUGGUACCGUUUUGUUUGUGCAAUCAUAUUCGAUCUUAAUUGGGAGCACGAGGCUCAAGACGUUUUGGUGAAAGAACAUUGGGCGGACGGUUGCUGUGGUUAGCACGUUGUCCUUUUAUUGUGGUGCACCAUCGGUGGAUAGAUGUGUCGAGACAGGCAGUGAAUCACCAGUCUGCUGAUGCGUAUCCCUUCGUAUCGGUUGGCGAUUUUCGGCAGUGCAGCAUCCCAAAUCACCACCAUCAGUUCGUGUUGUGCUUGAGUCCGGUCGAAAAGUACAAUUCCCGUGGUUCAGGUUGUAGUAAAGGCUUCUAGAGCAUGGAUCCUCCGCACAAUCCAUUCAACUUUCAUCUAGGCCCACCGGCUUCCCACGGCGUUCACGGCCACCAUCCGGAACCUACACCGAGCCCUCCGCAAAGUGUCCCAGGACGCAGAACUCCACUUGGCACCGUGGGUCUCGGCGGGUUCUACGCCCAACCUCACGCAUCUUCGUCUGCCCAUACCGACGAAAAUCGGCCCUCGGGAAGUUCUGAAAGCCCACCGCCUCAUCAUCACGCAUCCGUCCCACCGGGUGGUCCUGGGAAGCAGAAAAAUCGUCAAGGCAAAUCGGUACGGCUGAACAUUAACGCACGGGAACGUCGACGAAUGCACGAUCUUAACGAUGCACUGGACGAGCUGCGUAGCGUUAUUCCCUACGCACAUUCGCCUUCGGUGCGAAAGCUUUCCAAGAUUGCCACGCUGCUGUUGGCGAAGAACUACAUUCUCAUGCAGGCGAAUGCCUUGGAUGAGCUUAGAAGACUGCUAGCCUACAUACAGAGUGCUGCCGGUGCCAGCAUCCCAACGGUGGACUUACGCACGAUGCCUUCGGCCCUCAAGCUGCAGCAGCUUCUGCAGGCUCCCCAUCAGGAUCUAACCCUCCAGCAGGUUGGUGGCUCUUCGUCAACCAGCACGACCAGUCAGCCACCACCACCGCCUCCACCUGCCCCUAGUCAGAAUCCUUAAAGCAUGUUGAGCCUCUCGCGGGGGUGUUCGCUUGUGCCAGUCUAGUCACCGUGUGGUGUGAAAUGCUACAAAUGUAACGAUUUGCAAAUCUACUAAAUUUAAGAUUUCCAAAGCCUGUAGUGUGAUUAAGAUUUUUCUGCAACUACUCUCUUCUAGUCGAUCUAAUUUUGUAACGGUAUAUAUUUGUGUUUCUUUUUCUAUCCACUAUCUGUGUAUCGUGUUUAGAGCUGCGUACCUUGUAGGGUUUUAGAGAAGCAAUAGCAUGGUUGCCAAAUUAAGUUUAAGAAUUUGUGAAUGAAAACAAUAAAACACAUUAAAAUGAA
This is a messenger RNA of Anopheles stephensi (Asian malaria mosquito), 1945 nucleotides long. It is a transcript of the gene Oli, whose product is annotated as class E basic helix-loop-helix protein 22. Gene Ontology annotation, molecular function: protein dimerization activity. Lineage: Eukaryota; Metazoa; Arthropoda; Insecta; Diptera; Culicidae. The transcript is spliced from 4 exons. The record is from RefSeq and is a predicted model, not a curated record. The coding region runs from base 939 to 1622 and encodes 227 amino acids.